Messenger RNA from Solanum tuberosum (potato), 1156 nucleotides. RefSeq names its product heterogeneous nuclear ribonucleoprotein 1-like. Gene Ontology annotation, cellular component: chromatin; nucleoplasm. Gene Ontology annotation, molecular function: RNA binding. NCBI's taxonomy places the organism in Eukaryota, Viridiplantae, Streptophyta, Magnoliopsida, Solanales, Solanaceae. The record is from RefSeq and is a predicted model, not a curated record. Bases 304 to 834 code for a protein of 176 amino acids. The transcript has 6 exons. Gene Ontology annotation, biological process: regulation of gene expression.
UAUAAUUCAAUUGGAAGGAGUUAUAAUUUGAACGUUAAAAAAAAAAUUGCAAUAUGGAAGGUGGUGCAUUAUAUUCCCGGACUAUAUAUGUAGUCUCUUUUGAAACCGCCAAGUUGUUGCUCUUUCUGUUGAAGUAUUUGAUUUACUGGUAAAUCUCAUUCGGCGGCAAUUUUCAAAUUUUAGCGCACAAAGCUAGGGUUUUACGCAAUCACAAAAAACUCAGUAUUAGAUUCUUGUGCUGAAAUCUAUCAAGGUUUUGUUGCGAUUCGUUAUCUUUUUCAGCUGGAAAGGAUAAAGAAAACAAUGGCUGAUAGGGACUCCCGUGGUUCUUCAGCAAGACCACUUUUUAUUGGAGGCAUUUCUAUGGAGAUAACCGAAGAAUCAUUGAGGGCCCAUUUCGGGCAGUUUGGAGAUCUAGCUGAUUUUGUACUAAAGCGUGAUAAAGUCUCUGGAAGGCGACUAGGAUUUGGAUUUGUUACAUAUGCUAACCCGGAAAUUGCAGAUGAAGUUUUAAACACAUACCAUAACAUAGAUAGUAAAGAGGUGGAUGUGAAGAUACCAGUAACUUAUAGACAGAGAAUUCAUGUUGGUGGUCUUCCAUCAUCUUUAACUGAAGGUGAGUUGAAGGAAUAUUUUUCUUCUUAUGGCAAUGUUGUGGGGCAACAGAUCAUUUUGGAUAAAACAACUGGUCGCUCCAGAGGCUUUGGCUUUGUGAGUUUUGAUAAAGAAGAAGCAGUUGAACGUGUUUUAUCUAAUAGCGAUAUGCAUGAACUUCGUGGCAAACAAGUUAAAACUACGAGGGUUUUUCCAAUUAGAGCUGGUGCAGCUGGUUAAAGAGGCAGCAGCUAUGGUACUGUGCCUGCCUCCUAUUGUCGUGGUCGUGGUUAUGGGAACAGUGGUAACGGCUGGAAUGAUGGGGGCAACAGAGGAUAUGGAGGUGGUGGCAGAAAUGGUGCCUGUGUAUAUGGGAACGCUGGUAAUAGAAAGUAUUAUCCUUAUUGAAAGUGACAAGUUCGCCUCCAAGGCUGCAAAUAUUAGAUGAGUUUUGACUGUUGCAUUUAGGUGUAAAAUUUUUGCUGGUGCCCCCUACCACUAACUUCUAGUAAGAUAGAUGUAUUAGCCUGUAAACUUUGGGAUAUAAAGAUAGCAUAGUUCU